Molecule: messenger RNA, 5220 nt
Organism: Hyposmocoma kahamanoa
Lineage: Eukaryota; Metazoa; Arthropoda; Insecta; Lepidoptera; Cosmopterigidae
Exons: 15
Coding region: 624-4223 (1199 amino acids)
Source: RefSeq, a predicted model, not a curated record
GUCGGCGGCGCCCUCGAGGCUCAGUCACCGUCUGACCACGGGGGGCUUAGCGCUGCUGCAUGCCCGAUCUUACGACGAAUUAUUCGUUUACCUUGUACAUAGAGCGUAUCGACGCGAUGUUGCAUUGACGCGACUGGCUAAAGGGACUCUCUAACAGACGUCAAGAGAUCACAACCUUGUUCAUUGUACUUUACCGAAACCGGCACCGAACUUGACCUGUGAUUGUUUGCUCGAACUGUCAGUGCGCGUGUUGUGCUUUAUCGAUAACAUAACCUGUACGAUUUCAAGGGCGUACGAGAUCAUUUCCAGUUUGUGCUUUGGAUGCGGUGUUGCAGAGCUGUUCAAGCGGGUCCUAGCCUCGUUCUUGUAAAUUGUAAGUGGGCGUACUCGAAAGUUUGAAAAUCGAUUGGGUGACGUGCGUGCGUGGGAUUGCCUUUACGCAAUCUUUGUUUACCUAGUAAUAUGCACUGUACACGCUGUGACCAUAAGAUUUAACACUUCUUCAGCUUCAAGGUGCUCUCACUAUCGUAUAGUGAUAUGGAUCCCGUUAAAUAUUAAAUAGCUGGUCGGAGAUGAUGACAAGAAGCUAUUGCUUGCUAUAAAGUGCACACUGGGUAUCUGUGAUGAUUCAAACUAAAAAGGAGCCCUUCCAACCACCAGACCGAAUGUCCAGCGGGUGUGACGAUGUGCAGCGCUCCCUGGAGCUGCUGGAUCAGGUGUUGAGCGAAUACGACGAGGGCGAGCCGCGGUCGUUGGAGGCGCGCGCGUUACCCGCAGUCGCCAUCGCCACGCCGGCAACCCCAGCAACUCCCGCGACCCCUGCCACGCCCGCCACAGACGACGACUCGCCACUUGCCGGACACACUUCCGAGGACGAUGGAUAUAUGAGCAUGAACGGCAGAAGAGCCAAGUUCGCGCUGGGUUUCCGUCCGACGGAAGAGCGCGAGGAGGCUUCGCCACCCGACCCGCCAUCGCCGCGGUCGCCGCCGCCGCCCGAGGAAGCGGAACGCAUCAUUUCUACACUCUUACCAAAAGUAUCUCCAUCAAAUUCAGCCAAACGCACCCUGUCUAUAGAACAGCGUGAAGCAGAAGAGAAGCUAGACUCCAUUAUAAGUGUUAAUGGAAUCACAACAGCUACUCAAACCACAUUUCCUAAGACGAGACAUCAGCGUCCGUACGGAUGGGAAAAGGAUGGCGACACGAAUGUAUUUCAACUGCAGCAACCUCCAGUAUCGCACCAUCGCUUCGCGUCGCUGCAGCAUGGCGCGCGGCCGCCAGACACCACGGCCGCUUGGUUGCCGCCACGCCAUCCAUCUGGCCCUAAGCGUUCACCUAGUCUUGAGAAUCCACCUGUUUUCCCUUUUCUGGGCUUUUCCAGUGAAUUCAGCGACAAGCCAUACAAUGAGCACCCUGUCACCAUAUACCCCGGACCCAACAUUCUAUAUGGCCGACAGUCACAUUCACCGACAUACAAUAUUCCAAAAUUGUCGCCAUCAAACACCAAGAGUUCAGAAAGAAAUAAUGUCAUGCGUGACGCUAUUUCCGAUGGCGAAAUGUUAUCACCAAAAGCUAAAAUUCCUCCGCGAACUCUCGCUGGAUCUAUGGAAAGACAUAGAGAAGUGUGUAGAGGAUCGUUGGAGGACAUGUCGGAGAAUUAUAAGAUGAGAGGAUCAAGAAGCAACGACGACGAGCACUUUUCAGACGACUCUCUAGAAGAAUCGUUCCCCCCGCCGCCGCCAGCAGUAACUACACCUUCGAAACUCAAUUCCAUAGCUUGGGAAGUGUCACUCGAUGGUGAUGACCCUCUUCUCACUCCAGGAAGCACAAAGGUUAUCGGCAGACGAAGAAGAAAAUCAGGUGACCAGUCUAAUUCCAGCACAAGUUCUAUACCGCAACGAGUAGACGACGACUGGGGAGAUGAAAAUUGGCCUCCACCUCCACCUUUCACACAGUGCGAGCCCUUAGCCUCUCCAACUUCCGACGUGGACGGUGACAAUCGUCGAACACCACAGGACUUAGCCAGUGGAACCUAUGUUAUCAGAAAGGGGAAAAAUCGGAAACAACUACCAAGUUUCAAUAAAACUACGAACAGCAAAUCGAAUGCAACAAACUUAUUGCAAAAUCAUAGCCUAAAUAGAAGUAUAGACACGGACAAAUCAAUCGAUGGAUCCAGUAUAUCAAUAAGUGGAUCCGGAUCUGUCGGAUCCUACAACUCGAGACCGAGCUCCGAUUUGAGUUUACCUCAAUCCCGAUACAGCGUGGACUUAAACUCACGACUAAGUCGCGAACUUAAUACACCUAAUUCUAGAUAUAGUAUAGAUCUCUGUACACCGAAUUCAAGGUUGAGCAAAGAAAUGCUGUCUCCUAAAUCUAGACUUAGCUUAGAUCUUAAUAAUGGACAGGAUAGAUACAUAAGUCAAGAAUAUUUCGGUCAUAGUCCUAAGAGUAAAAAGAUUUCUAAUGAUAAGAGUACCCAUUCUUCUAAAAGCAAUAUUGUCCAAAAUAAGCUAUCGCCUCAAAACAGGUUUUCAGAUUUUAAAAAGUACUCUUCAACGUUUGAUAACAUACAAUCUUUGAUUAAAGAAGGUAAAGUUGAGGAAACUCCUCAACUGGAAUGCAAUGAAACUGUUAACGAACUAUCUGCAAUACCGCCAAGUAUGGUGCGAGUAGUAUCGUUACCUAGCCUGGGCGCUGAUGAGAGCACCAGUGCAAGCCGACAAGCCCUGAUCACCACAGUUGAGGAAGAGGAAGACCAAGAAAGUGGCGAGCCAGAAUCAAGCGGUGAAACCUCACCACUGCGCAAAAUUGAAAAUAACAUUAACGCUAUACUAAGUCAAGGUCGGGACCAAAAGCAUUUUACCCCAUAUAUACCUAAAGACUGGAAUAUCCAUAAGGAUGAAUACUGUGAUGAAAUAUCGAAAGAUAUAUUAGAAAACAAUUUCCGUUAUAGUUCUAGAGAGAGACAGAAACGCCACGAUAUCCAAAAAUCAUCAAGUCAUAAUGAAAUUCAGAAUCAACGAUCGAUAGAGCGCCGAGAACGAUCAUCGUCGGGCAGACGAACAAAUAGUAUGCAUAAGUCCACUAGCGCCAAGGAUGUGCCAGUAAGCCUAAUGCGUCAACCGUCGUCGUCCGACUCUGCGGUGUCUAGCGGUGGUGACUUCCCAUUGAAUGUGCAGAUAGUAGAGCAUUCGUACAGACACCACCCUCUCCCGCCAUCACCAAACUUAGGUCAUGAAAUGGGGCCUUUACCGCAAACGCCAGAAUCACCAAAAUUCCCCCCACUGCCGCCUUCACCAGUACAGGAGGUAGAAGACGAGUACACCGAAAUUGUGCAAUCUUCAGAUAAACGCCAUCCAAAAAAGACCGAUAGCUUGCCGACACCAGUCAUGGACGCCAGAAGAAGGCCCUUAGAACCCCCUGCGGUGCCCCCGCAUCGCGACACAACCAACAGCUUGAAGACGCGGUCCAUGGAAACAAGCUACAACAAAAACAGAAGGAGCAGUAAUUUCAAGAGCGGCUCCACCGACAGAAGAACGUUGCCUACAGAUAUGGGAGUGAGUGGUGCCCGUCGAAGAACGUUGCAACGGCAAAACCGCGACGUACCAAGAGGGGCGCUGCAAACAUCAGCUAGUCUACCCGAGACGCCUGUCUUCGCUAGAGGUUGCGAUGUACCCAGGACUCCUCCACGCAACUCCACUGGACCGCCCCGAAAUAACACCAUGAACUCAAUACAGUCAAUAGGAAGCAGUGCUACAUUAGGAGGUUAUGGACGAGGAUCAAUUAUGGGCCCCGCGGCAGGCGUGUGCACCGGCGCUGACUUACUGCGACUUGGAGGCCCCGCCCGGGGGUGGUAUCCACGGCAGAGGCAUCGGCCGGCUUCAAUCGAGCACCUGGACAGACUAACCACAUCAUCCAAGAUGUCGGCCGAGCACUCUACUCCGCCUUGGGAGGGCCCCGGGGCCCGUAAGCCGCUCACUCUACCCCCCAACUUGACGCCUAAGUUCUUCCACAAGUCACCGAGAGAAGCACUACGCAGAGUCACCAGCUUACUAAUACGAAAAGGGAACAAUGGAAAGGAGAAAGAAACUGCACGAAGCAAGGAAGCCACUUCUCCGGCAGCCCGCUCCGCCAACGGCGACGAACACCCGGGGCAGAAACAACGGAAAGGAUUCUUUAGAAGUCUUUGGAAGAAAUCACGCCAUUACUCUUUAGAGCAUCCAUAAACGAAUGAGAUGGAAUAAGAAUAGUUUGUUCCAAAGUGUACCUAUUUAUAAAUAUUUUACAUGGCAGCUAGUCAUGGUUUUUCGAGUUGUGAUUUCACUACAUAACUCAUAUAGGAAAAUGCACAACGUCGGUAAUAAUUAGUUUUGUACCUACUCUAUUAUAAGAAAAAACCGUUAUAUAAUCGGGGGUUAAAAUAAAAUCUUACUUACGUGUCGGUUUGUUUAAAGAUGUCGAUUUCUUGUAUUAUCACCAAAUUCAAUUCACAAUGAAGGUUUAAACAACUCAAAACAAAUGCAUAUACAUAUAUGCGUUACCCAACGUUGGUGUUGACGCACGUUAAAGAAAGUUAAGUCACUAUGAUUCGAUUAAAGAAUGGACUUUGUUUAAACAAUGUAUAGCUAUAUCGUCUAAUCAUUAUUAUAUCAACGCAUAAUUUAUUUGUAAGUUAACAAGUACGUAUUCGUAUCAACUAAAACUUUCUUUUCGUAUAAAUAGAAGUGUAGAAAUGUAGAUAACCACGUAGUAAGUACGAACACCAGAACUAAUUUCAUUUUGAUAAUUAUAACGUUAUGAGAAGCCCGCUUUGUAUUUUCCAAUGCAAGGAUUAAUUUUGUACUCAGUAGUAUGUACCUGGCGGUACACAUUAACAAUUUAUAUAAAAGUUCUUUUCAAUUAAAUAUUCUCAUUUUACAGGGUUGGCACCUAUUUGUCAGAACGCUUCAGCACCGCGGUCACACAAAACGCGUGUUUAUACUCCAUAUAUUUAGUGUUGCAAGUGUGUUGAGAAAUGGGAUUCAACCCUUAUACGUUUUCAUUAUGUAGAUUUAGAAUAUGAUGGAAAUUUAAUCCUUGUGUGUUUUAAUAGUAAAGAACCAAGCUAUUGCUACAAGUUAAACAUUUUAUACCAAUCCUUGUAUUCGAGUGUACUUAACUCUUUUAUUGUAGAUUUGUCAAAGGGAAAAUAAAUUAUGUUCAUUAGCAAUACUUUCGUAGUUU